AGAGUUUCGAACUAAUGCUUUUAUUGUGAAGAGUCAAGAGGCGUUUCCCUGCUGCUGCCUGAGCUGCUGUUUCGGGAAUCACUGUCAGAGUUACAGGAAAUCUGAGGAAACGAAAUUCUUCUGAAGCGGGUGUGAACGAUGACCGUCCCUGUUGUUAAGGAAAAGCCAGUGACUGUGGUCACCGUGGCGACCGAGGGGAAGAGCUUGUGUCCUCCACUGUGUCAGAUCCUGAAGGCUCUUUGCUACAGUCCAGUCUGCUGCUCAGUGAACAGAGGACUGAUGCGGUCCCCUGUGAUUGGAGCCCUUGGGGCUUUACAGAUCAUGGUGGGCCUGUUCAACAUCGGACUUGGUCCAGGAAGAAUGAGUAUGCACCCUGAGGAUUUCACCAACCUGAAAGCUGCUUACUGGCUGGGUGGCGUGUACAUUGCUGCUGGAAUUGUGUCAGUCUUUGCCGACCGUUUCCCGUCUCGCUGUUUGGUGGGCUUUGGUGUGUUCAUGAACAUAGUGGGCUCCAUCUUCGCUGUGGUUGGCAUUGUGCUGUAUGCCAUAGACCUGGGAGAAUCCUCUUUCAGCUGGUGGUGUGACGAUAACUCUAAUGAUGGGUGCAAAUUUUUGGCCAACUAUGUUCAGCGAUUGCUGACAGGAAUGGAUGUGACUUUGAUCGUCCUCGCCUCCUUCCAGCUCUGUGUCUGCAUUAGCGUCACAGUUCUGGGCAUCAAGGCUCUGCACUACAGGGAGAAUGGCGUCGCAGCAGACGUUGAGAAUUACCAGCCUCUGCUGAAGGAAGUCCUCAUGACCAGCCCUGGUGCUUAAAGCCAACUCACACAAACAUACAGAAGCAUUUAAAAUUUUAAAAAAGCAUGUGUAUUUCAUCCUUGCAUUAAUUCUUAAACAACUGGCUACAGAACCACUCUAUAAUGAUAUGACUGAUACAUACUAAAGGGAAUGCUUACUCUAGAGUCCAUUUAAUGUGACUGGAAAUGUUUUAGUUCUUCUGUUUUAUUGCAUGAGAAUAUUCUUUUAAACUUGCUGAAUAAAAGGUGUUGAAAUGGAGAAA
Messenger RNA from Acanthochromis polyacanthus (spiny chromis), 1057 nucleotides. RefSeq lists its product as uncharacterized. The record is from RefSeq and is a predicted model, not a curated record. NCBI's taxonomy places the organism in Eukaryota, Metazoa, Chordata, Actinopteri, Pomacentridae. Gene Ontology annotation, cellular component: membrane. The coding region runs from base 139 to 813 and encodes 224 amino acids. The transcript has 7 exons.